Molecule: messenger RNA, 2031 nt
Organism: Contarinia nasturtii (swede midge)
Lineage: Eukaryota; Metazoa; Arthropoda; Insecta; Diptera; Cecidomyiidae
Product: WD repeat-containing protein 78-like
Exons: 5
Coding region: 1-2031 (676 amino acids)
Biological process (GO): cilium movement
Cellular component (GO): axonemal dynein complex
Molecular function (GO): dynein heavy chain binding; dynein light chain binding
Source: RefSeq, a predicted model, not a curated record
AUGUCUAUCUCAUUUCAUUUGGAGCAGCAGACGUUAGACGAGACCUCACAAUCACUGGAUAACAAUGUAAAUGCAACAGAAACAAGCCAAAGUGAAGCAAAUAAAGCGUCAGUACAGCCGCCGCCAUCGAAUGAAUUGGAAAAUGUAAACAUUUUUGAGCAGCUACCAUCGCAACCUGCACCAACGCCUACACCAUUGGCGAGUGCAUCGCUUUUCAUGAAAAUUAGAUUGAGAGAGUCUGAUGACUUACUAUUGUUCGAAAACAAUAGUUAUACGAUGCUUCGCGACACAACAACACCAACAUCAACAGUGGCUGCAUCAGAAAGCGUCAAUAAUGCACAAGAGAAUGCCGAUGACAAACGGGACGCUCAACUCAUGUUGAUGGACAAAGAAAAACACCGAAAAACAAACAACGUGGAAACACAAACAGUUGAUGCACACUAUAAAACACGUGCCAUCAACACAAAUCACAUUGAAAAAUCAAUGGCCGGAACAUUUGUAUCGAAUUACGAUAUGCAUGAUACGUAUACGAAUUUAGAGCAUACAACCGAAUGCAUUCAAAUCGACUAUGACGAUCGACACGAGCAAUUAGAUAUAACCACAUAUACUAGAGAUGGCUGCGACGAUUUAAGUCAAGAGCUCGAAACGAGCAAAUCAUUUCAAUUGUCAUCAAUGAUAUUGCAACGAGUUUUAGCUGGUAAUAUAUAUCAUGAGUAUCAGCGACGAUUUCGAAAUAUGCACACACCAACAUCAUUGGAACCAGUUGUGAAUUAUUUGUAUCGCUUGCAAUUCCUCUAUCGUUACAAAUAUCAUGAAACAUCUGGCAACGCUGUAUCGUGCAUGUCAUGGUGCCCGAGAAACACCGACAUUCUAGCUAUUGGAUACGGUGUAUUCAAAUUUUCACCAUGUAAAGAACGUGAACGCAGUGCUGUUUGUUUAUGGAAUAUUAAAAAUCCAGUGAAUCCGGAACGAUGUUUCAAGUAUACCGUACCCGUUACAGCCGUUUCAUUCUCGCAUGAAAAUUCACAGUUGUUGGCGAUCGGUUUUUAUGAUGGUAGCAUUCGUAUCAUUGAUAUAACAAUGAAUGAUGCAUCCAAUUUGGUGGCGAUUAGUGAACGAAAAACGUCACCACCGAUCGAACCAGUUUGGCAAAUGAAAUGGAUCAAAUUUCGAAACUCUGACGAAGAACUUCUGACCAUUUCACAAGAUGGUUUUGUCAUGUUGUACACAUUAACGAGCAAUACAUCCCUGAUUGGAUCUCGUCAAAUGCAGAUUUUCUUAAAUGAAACCAAAACUAUUCACAUCCCAGCCAAUAGAUUUGCACCGUUGCUAACUAUUGAGAUGCAUCCAAUUAAAUCGAAUGUGUAUUUUGUUGGAACGGGUGAGGGUAUCAUUCAUGAAUGUUCCAUCUAUGAUUCGUUUCAACAUAAAAGCUUCAAGCAUGUUCAUAAACAUGGCAUUUAUUCAAUGGAAUUUUCACCAUGGAGCCCGAAAAUUUUUUUAACCUGUGGAUUUGAUUGGUAUGUUCGUAUCUGGAUUGAAGAUAUUGAAGAGCCAAUUAUUGAAUUACGAAGCGGCUUCGAGCCCAUCAAAUGUGCAUCAUGGUCACCGGCAAAUUCAACGAUAAUUGCUUGUACAACCGCAUCUUCGCUAAAUAUUUGGGAUAUAAAAACAAAUUGUCUUUUACCGGCGGCAAUACAUCGCCUCAAUCAAUGUUUUGGUGACACAAAUAGCAACAACAAUACCACCACCACAACAGCCUUUACUACCGCCAAUGCUAGCAACAACAGUAGCAGCAACAUCAAUAGCACAAACACCGGAUCUGAAUUGACGAUUUGCUAUUUUACGAACUGUGGCCAAUCUAUUGUGGUGGGUACCGAUGAUGGGACAGCGUUUGUAUUUGCACUUGAAGACAUGCCAUUUUCACCACAUCUUCAAUAUGAUGCAUUAGAAGAAGCUAUUAUACGAAGUUUAGUAUCGAAACCGGAACUUAAGCGUAAAAUAAAACAAUUAGGUUUUUUAGGCUAUUAA